UCUAUAACUCAAGAAGGCAGCUAGCUAGCUAGAAUAUGAUGAUCAAACAGACAAUAAAAUUCACAGAGAGUAUAUUACAUUAGCAAUAGGCCUCCCGAUCAGCAAUUCUCAUUAAACCGAACUCGAUCGUGCGUAGCUCAUUUUCUUCCAAGACAAUAUAAUGUCUACCCUUCUAGUCAUACUCUUCCUCGGUAUCGCAAUUACCAAUCUUUCGGAGGCUACUAGGCAUGAGACGAAGCUGCUUUCAUCUGCAGUUGUUGUCGGGACUGUCUACUGUGACACAUGCUUCGAACAGGAUUUCACUCGGACCAGCCAUUUCAUUUCAGGUGCAUCUGUUGCUGUAGAAUGCAAAUACGGGACCUCAAAACCAAGUUUCCGGAAGGAAGUGAGAACAGAUAAGCAUGGAGAAUUCGAAGUCCAUUUGCCUUUCUAUGUAAGCAAAUAUGUCAAAAGAAUUGAGGGAUGUCGGGUCAAAUUGAUCAACAGCAGCGAGCCUUACUGUGCUGUGGCCUCAAUAGCAACUUCAUCUGCACUCCAUCUCAAGUCUAGAAAGGAAGGGACUCACAUCUUUUCUGCCGGACUUUUCUCCUUCAAGCCAUUAAAGCAGCCAAUCCUAUGUGACCAAAAACAAAGCAUUCAAAAUCCCAAGCAACUCUUUUACAAGAAAGUAGUAUCAAUUUCUCCAACAAAUUAUUUAGGAUUUCCAUCACCUUCAAGUCAGGAUCCAAUAGUCCCGGAUCUUCUUCCCACAAAUCGUGACUAUCUUCCCCCUCUGCCAAGACUACCCGAGCUUCCACAUUUGCCACAACUCCCUCCUCUUCCAAGACUGCCCGAGCUUCCACCAUUGCCACAACUUCCCCCUCUUCUAGGAAUUCCAUUUCCACCCACACCAGGAAAGACUACAAAUUCAAAAUCUUCUGAAUCCUUUAAGACAAGUCAGUUACAAGAUCAAAAGGUAGCCCAACCGGAACUUUUCUUUCCACGACUUGUCCCAUCAAAUCCAUUUAAGCCAUCUCCAAUUAUCCCGAAGCCAUUCCAGCCAUCACCAGCACCAUCGAUUCCUUUUCCACCAAUACCAGGUUUGAGAACUCCAUCGCCACCUCCACAAUCUCAGCCAUUUCCUUCCCCUCCAUUUUCUCCAGUCCCAACUUCCCCUCCCAUACCUGGCAUUCCGGAUGCUGCUUCUUCGAAGCCAGCUUCUCCUUGACUCAUCAGAAUUUCUCCGUUUACAAACUCAAAUAACAUCUUUCGCAUGUUGGUAACCUGUUUUAUAUAAAUCAUGAAUCAUUCAUGAUACGUUAGAAUAUUAUACGUAGUUGGAUAUUUGCGGAGUAUUUAGUAUGGAUGUAGACCUUUUUUCUUCUUCCAAGCCAUGCCUAGUGUGGCUAUUGUCAGUCAGUUGGGAGGGAUGCUAAAUUAUUGUACUGUUCGAACAAAAGAAAAAAAAAAAUUGUCGUCUUAAAUAUUCA
Carya illinoinensis is the source of this 1469-nucleotide messenger RNA. Its product is annotated as proline-rich protein 4-like. Lineage: Eukaryota; Viridiplantae; Streptophyta; Magnoliopsida; Fagales; Juglandaceae. The coding region runs from base 161 to 1207 and encodes 348 amino acids. The record is from RefSeq and is a predicted model, not a curated record. The transcript is spliced from 2 exons.